AUGAUAAUUCCAGUUCUUUUUGUAAAAUUCCAAGGAGAAGCAGCAGAUCAGCACUUGGAAAUUAGUGACUUCUGCAUCAUCAUAAUGACAAAUGUUCAAAAGCAUAUGCUUUUAAAGUUUGGAUCCGAUAGCAUAUGCAUCGAUAGCACACAUGGGACUAAUGCUUACGAUUUUCAAUUAUCGACAGUUUUAGUCAUAGACGAGUUUAAUUCAGGAUUUCCUGCUGCUUUUUGCCUAAGCAAUAGAGUAAAUUUAGGUUCAAUGCAAAAAUUUUUUCAGUGUAUUAGGGACAAAGUUGGACUGCUGUCUGUAAACUGCUUUAUGAGUGAUGAUGCACCAGUAUAUUAUACUGCAUGGACAUCAGUAAUGUGUGAUGCCAAAUUUAGGAUUCUAUGCACCUGGCACGUUAAAAAGGCAUGGCUGCAAGCAGCAAAUUCAAUUAUCCCCUCAAAGCGAAAGGAAGUUUUGAAAUUUUUAAAUGUAGUAUCUGAAUGUCAUGAUAUAAAAGAAUUUGAAGCACUGAUAUCUGAUUUCCUCAGCAAACUCUUUGCUGAUAGAGAUACAGACAAGUUUGCUAAUUAUUUUGCUUCAAAUUAUGCAAACAGAUGCGAGUUGUGGGCUAAAUGUUAUAGAAAAAGAUGUAACAUCACAACAACUAACAAUCAUCUUGAAGCACUGCAUCGAGUUUUAAAAUAUUCUUAUCUUGAUGGAUUGAAAAACAAGAGGGUUGAUAGGUGCAUUGCGAAGCUUAUUAAUAUGGUGCAAGAUAAAUGGUUCCAGAGAUUUAUCAAAACAACAAAAGGGCCAAACACAUCAAAGAUCAACCAAACAAAUUUACGACACAACAGAGCAAUAAAUUUUCCAGCUAAUAAUAUCACAGAAAUCAAUGAGUUUUCUUGGCAUGUGAUUUCAGAAAGUGACCCUACUCUUGAAUAUACUGUUACUCAAAUACAUACACAAUGCAUUAAUUGUAACAUUGUUUGUAAAUGGUGCAAAAUUUGUAACGAUGCAUUUGUAUGCACAUGCACAGAUGCCACGAUUAAAGGAAGUGUCUGUAAACAUAUACAUGCAAUAAUUUUAAAGACAAGAUUACUUAAUAGAGAACAGUCAGCUAAAACUAAAGAAUCAAAUGAUGUAAAACCCUCUUUCUUGAUCUAUCAGCACAAAAAUUAA
Molecule: messenger RNA, 1173 nt
Organism: Stegodyphus dumicola
Lineage: Eukaryota; Metazoa; Arthropoda; Arachnida; Araneae; Eresidae
Source: RefSeq, a predicted model, not a curated record